Molecule: messenger RNA, 1281 nt
Organism: Fundulus heteroclitus (mummichog)
Lineage: Eukaryota; Metazoa; Chordata; Actinopteri; Cyprinodontiformes; Fundulidae
Product: gastrula zinc finger protein XlCGF8.2DB-like
Exons: 1
Cellular component (GO): nucleus
Source: RefSeq, a predicted model, not a curated record
CAAAGAUUUAGCCAUAAAUCAACUUUAAACACACACAUAAGAAUCCAUACAGGACAGAAGCCUUUCUGCUGUGAUCUAUGUGGACAAAUAUUUCGCCAAAAAGCACAUUUAAACACACACAUAAGAAUCCAUACACAGAAGCUUUUCUGUUGUGAUCUAUGUGGACAAAGAUUCCAACAAAAAGGGGAUUUAAACGUACACAUGAGAAUUCACACAGGAGAGAAGCCUUACUGUUGUGAUCUAUGUGGGAAAAGAUUCCGACAAAAAGGAAAUUUAAACACACACAUGAGAAUCCAUACAGGACAGAAGUCUUACUGUUGUGAUACAUGUGGACAAAGAUUUAGCCAUAAAUCAACUUUAAACACACACAUGAGAAUCCAUACAGGACAGAAGCCUUUCUGUUGUGAUCUAUGUGGACAAAAUUUUUGCCAAAAAGCACAUUUAAACACACACAUGAGAAUCCAUUCAGGACAGAAGCCUUUCUGUUGUGAUAUAUGUGGAAACAAUUUUCAUGAAAGCGGAACUUUAAACCGGCACAUGAGAAUCCAUACAGGACAGAAGCGUUUCUGUUGUGAUCUAUGUGGUCAAAGAUUUAGCCGAAAAUGUUCUUUAAACAGACACGUUAGAAACCAUACAGGAGGAAAAAUGGCUAUGCUAUGAAUACUAACUCAUACUGCACAGCUGUAGUUUGCUGUGAGAUUUUUGUGUGUUGCCAUUAAAGGCAACAGUCUUCACUUGGUAGCUUUAGCAUUUCUCUAAUAGUUAGGUUUAGUCUGAUGUUUUUCCAAACUUAGGAAGGGUGUUUUUUUUCUGGUUGUAUGUUUUUUUUUUUUUUUUUUUUUUGUUAACCUGUGGGUCCCCUUUAACAAACCUAGGAGUUUAAGUUGGAGAAGCAUAGAUGUUUGUCCUUGAUAGGUGAGUAAUUUCCAUUGUGACUGGUUAAGAUAAGAUUUACAUACAGUUGAACCCAGAAGUUUACAUGCACUAUAUUAAAAGAAACAAGCUUUUUUUCUCAAUGUCAGACAUGACAUUUCAAUAAACCUUUCUUGCCUCAGGUUUGUUAGGAUUACAAAAAAUAUUUCCAUUUCAUAAAUGCAAGAAUAUUGAGUGAUUUUUUUUUAAAGUCAUUUAUUACUUUCUUGAAGUUCAGAAGUUUACAUUUUUGUGAAUAUUCGGUACCUUUGCAUUGAAAUGUGUAGCUUUGAACAAACAUUUUGGAUAUGCUGGUGAAGAUUCAGUCAUCCAGGUCAUGGUCAUUCCAAAAAUAAAGUAAAAAACAAA